Moneuplotes crassus is the source of this 2400-nucleotide messenger RNA. The record is from the annotation of a GenBank genome assembly. Lineage: Eukaryota; Ciliophora; Spirotrichea; Euplotida; Euplotidae.
AUGGCAGACGUGUCUACGGAAUCUAGGAAAAUUCCUGGGAGGACCAUUGAAUACCCAGUCAGCGUGACCUUCCUCGAUUUUUAUAAGAAGGAAGCUAUUGAAAACUGCAUUAACAACCUCGUGCUAAUGGACAGGCACUACCUCAACUUCAACAGGAAGUUUGUGACAGCUGUUAACAAGAGAAAGGAGAGAGUUAAUGAUAUUGUCAAAAGAAUCGCAACUAUUACAGCCAAGUUCAAGGUCCUGGAGGAUGUAAAGAAGGCUAUCAGAAUUUCCGCAUCAAAGGCAUACCCUCUGAAGAGAGACAAAAGAUUCACCCAGUCCGUUCACUUUGACGAGGGUUUUGACCCAAAAGAAGAAGAAAUGGAUCCUAAUUAUAAUAAGAUCUAUGGGCGUAGACUUCUACAUGAGGUUGGAGAACUUGGAAACCGAGUUGAAAUCUCCAUGCAAGAUCUAUCAAAUCUCAUACAGAUGUACAAGGAAUUCAACCUGGAGAGAGACAUUAUUGGAGAGAUGGCUAAAAGCAAGCGACAAGAAAGUGAGUCAGUCCUAGGAAGGACUCCUUCCGGAGUUAAGAACGUUUCUGAAUUGCUUCUCUUUGACUCCUCUACUAACGUGUACUCUGACGUAAAUGUUAAACUCUCAGAUAUUAAGAUUGAAAAGCCAAAGACAAGGAAGCAGAUCAAGAGAGAACAAAGGGAAAAACUUAAGCAAAAGUUGAAGGAGAAAAACAUGAGAGAACGAAUGAGCAAUAGCACUAACAGUGAUGCACUCCAAGCUGCUCCAUCAAGUAUAGUAAAAAGAGAAGAAAAGGAAAUCGUUAAGAAAGAUGAAAUCUCCUUUAUCCCUGGUCUAAAGGAUAUGCCACAGCAUAAUUUUGGGCAUAAACUCAACUUAGGAGUUGAACUUUAUGACUUUACUGAUGAACAAGAAAUUCUUGGAGGAGAAGGAAGUCAUAUUAGAGUCAAUAAUUUAAGCGAUACUGAGAACAUCAUUGCUCCGAAUAAAGUUAAAGAAAAGGAAAAGAUGGAGAAAAUGAAUGAAAGUCAGAUGACAGAUAAUACAGCCAAUAGAGCCAAGUAUCUAAAGCAAAGAUUCUUUGAAGGAAACAAUGUUUAUAAGGAUGCUCCAAUUGAUAUGAUUAUUAAAGAGAAGAAGGGACUUCUUGAUGAAGAGGGAGAUCCUUAUUCUGAGGCUGGUCCAGACGGGCCAAAUGAAACUGAAGUACCUUUAAAUACUCAAAAUACUACAUAUGACACACAGCAAACUGCUCAAACUGAACAGCCAGGACAAACACCAGGUCCUCCAGCUCCACCUGGUCCACCUGCUCCUCCUGGCCAACCUCAAAAUACAGGUGGGCCUCCUCCCCCACCUGGUCCUCCAGCUCCACCAGGACAAGCACAGGCUCCAGGAGGACCGCCUCCACCUCCUGGCCCUCCUGGGCAAGCAGCUCCUUCUGGAGCUCCUGCACCUCCAGGACCUCCUGCUCCUCCUCCACCAGGACAAAUUGUGUCUGCAAGUUCAGGAGGAACAGCUCCUCCACCACCUCCAGGAGCAGGCGGGUUACCUCCUCCACCUCCUCCCCCACCACCCCCAGCUGGCAACAACCAAGGUAAGAAAUACACUGGGCACUUAACCUCAAAAGCCCCUGCAAAGCAAACCCCACCACCAGGUCCACCUGCUCUGCCUUCUCAGCCUAAGACUUCCCCUCCAGGCCCACCUGGACCCCCAGCUCUUCCUCAAAUUUCCCCGCCAGGACCGCCAGGACCGCCUGCACCACCUGCACCUCCUGCACCUCCUGCACCUCCUGCACCUCCUGCACCUUCUACCCAACAGACAUCUGCUCCUCCCCUACCGCCUCAGUCACCUGUUCCUUCAGAGGUAUCAGCGUCUGCUCCUUCACUUCCGCCGCAACCAAGUACAGGUCCGCCAAUGCCGCCUUUACCGGGGCAGAGCCCAGGCUUGCCAUCUUUGCCAGGUGCUGAUGGUAUUCCGCCGCUGCCACCGACAGGAGCUCCAUCGAAUCCCGAUGACUCACUGAUGGAUUAUAGUGGAAACCCUGAUGAAUCUAUAUUGUCAAAUGUCAGCCAGAUGCCUGAUAGCGAUCUAGGAAUGGCCAUAAAGGAGAUCAGAGCUCCAGUCCCACAAGUACCACCUCAAGGAAAAGGUAGAAGACUUACGUUCCAAGAGGAACUUCUUAUGCGGAGCCAGAAUUUGAGCACUACUACAAGAAAGUUAAAGCCUAAGGAAGAAGUUAGCAAAGAAGGAAUGAGUGGUAUCUUAGCCCAAGUGCAAAUGAGAAUGGCAGCCCUAGGAGAAACUGGUAAAGUCACAAGGGCUAACAAUCCUAUUGAUGAAGACUCAGGUGAAGAAGGAAGCAGUUCUGAUGAUUUCGAUUAA